AUGUCGUUUGCUAUCAUACCUAAAGAGUCUAUUAGGAUGAUGGGAGAAGCCAGUGGAUAUGCUGAUCUCUCAGAUGAUGUUUUGUCAUUGAUCAGUGAAGAUAUUAGCUAUAGAAUUAGAGAGGUCACUAUGAACAGUACUCAGUACAUGAAACAUGGUAAAAGAAGAAAAUUGAAUACUGAAGACUUUAAUAAAGCUUUGAGACAGAUGGAUGUUCAGCCAGUAUAUGGUCAUGGUUCUGGGGAAGUUUUAACAUUUAAACAAAAUAAAGAAGGAGAUAUUCACUUUGUAGAAGAUACUGAAGUUAAUUUCUGUGAUAUUGCUCUGGGAAAACAUAUUCCUAAAAAUAUAGGUGAAACCACAAUCAAAGGAAAAUGGUUUUGGUUUAUUUCAGGGAAAGGAAAGAAAGAAUUAUCAGAAGAUUUAUUAAGUUACUACAACAACAUCACAAAAUCAUUACUGGACAUAGACCCUCAAGUUCGUAUGAUGGCUUUAAAUGAUUUACGAGUGAAUCCUAAUAUUGUUCCAUUGUUGUCUUAUUUUGUUAAUUAUGUCUGUUAUGGGGUAAAAACAGUGAGCCAUGAUAUAUCCAAGUUAACGAUUUUAUUACAUGCUAUUACCUCAUUAAUCAAUAAUCCAAAUUUAGAUUUUUCUCCUCAACCUUACUUAAAUCUAAUGGUACAAGCUAUAAUGUAUAACCUCACAGAACCUGUAGCUACAUCGUUUAACAAUACCAACGAUCAUUGGUCUUUACGAGACUAUGCUGCUAGACUACUGGGUGAGAUUGUGAGAAAAUGGAGCAACCCAUUAAACCAUCUACUCUAUAAUACAGUUAAAGAAUUAAAAGAUGUCUUAUUUGAUUUAAACAAACCAUUCUGUUCACAUUACGGUGCUGUUAUGGGGUUGAUAGCAUUAGGAACAAAGACUGUAGAAGAAAUACUUUUACCAAAUUUACCGUCGUUCUGGUCUCAUUUGAACAUGGCAAUGGAAGACACAUCAAUACGCAACGCUCUAGUCAGAGCAGACGCUUAUAAAGUUUAUGGUGCUUUACUGGUAAGUCUUUAA
Molecule: messenger RNA, 1065 nt
Organism: Lottia gigantea (owl limpet)
Lineage: Eukaryota; Metazoa; Mollusca; Gastropoda; Lottiidae
Exons: 9
Coding region: 1-1065 (354 amino acids)
Biological process (GO): transcription initiation at RNA polymerase II promoter; RNA polymerase II preinitiation complex assembly
Cellular component (GO): transcription factor TFIID complex; SAGA complex; SLIK (SAGA-like) complex
Molecular function (GO): RNA polymerase II general transcription initiation factor activity; transcription coactivator activity; protein heterodimerization activity
Source: RefSeq, a predicted model, not a curated record